This is a messenger RNA of Misgurnus anguillicaudatus (oriental weatherfish), 3970 nucleotides long. RefSeq names its product v-ets avian erythroblastosis virus E26 oncogene homolog 1 (gene ets1). Gene Ontology annotation, molecular function: sequence-specific DNA binding; DNA-binding transcription factor activity, RNA polymerase II-specific. Gene Ontology annotation, biological process: regulation of transcription by RNA polymerase II; cell differentiation. Lineage: Eukaryota; Metazoa; Chordata; Actinopteri; Cypriniformes; Cobitidae. The record is from RefSeq and is a predicted model, not a curated record. Gene Ontology annotation, cellular component: nucleus.
GACACUUGUUUGAUGUUCAGGGUCCUGAAUGGGUUUUGGAGUGAAGCGCCGUAAUUGGGGAGGGUGGGACUCCGGCAAGUGCGCUUUAUCCUUCCUCUCCAGACAAGCCAGGUACACACACCAGCUGACAGCUCACCGCAAACAACCUUCAGCCUAUCAACGAAUAACGACAUCCACCGCUGCAGCAGUUUCAGAGACGACCUGUAGAAUGAGUUACUACUCGGAUCCAGUUUCCUCCUAUCAGCCUCUUCAACCGCCUGACUGUCUGGGUGUAAUGAGGUCAAGUGGUAUGAUGGCAGUCACUAUGGUGCCACAGAUGCAGCCUCCUGUAGUGUGCCACCCACAAAACCCAACUCCAGCCAGACCCCUGUACGCCCAUCACAUCACCCUGCAGGAGGUCCCCAAUGGACCAGAAUACAGCAUCAACGAUCUGGAAUGUGCGGAUGUCCCUUUGCUCACACCAGGAAGUAAAGAGAUGAUGUCACAGGCUCUAUUGGCCACAUUCAGCGGCUUCACCAGGGAGCAACAGCGACUCUCCAUCCCUAAAGACCCACGGGAGUGGACAGAAGCCCAUGUGAGGGAAUGGUUAACCUGGACGGUCAACGAAUUCAGUCUAAAAAAUGUAGACUUUCAUAAGUUCAGCAUGGACGGGGCUAGUCUCUGUGCACUGGGUAAAGAACGCUUCCUGGACCUCGCACCCGACUUUGUGGGAGACAUCCUCUGGGAGCAUUUAGAGAUGCUGCAAAAAGAAGACCAGAAGCAUUUCCCCAUCAACGGUCUGACCUCCAGUUUCCAGGAAUCUCGCUAUCCCUCAGACUACUUCUUCAACUAUGGCAUAGAACAUCCACAAUGCGUCCCACCUUCAGAAUACUCAGAGCCAAGCUUCAUAACAGAGUCUUACCAGACCCUUCACCCGAUUAGCUCUGAAGACCUGCUGUCGCUCAAAUACGAGAGCGAGUAUCCGAAUGUUAUCCUGCGUGAUGCACCUCUCAAUCAGCUGCAGGGAGAUUACUUCUCGGUCAAACAGGAAGUGGUGUCACCCGACAAUAUGUGCGUGGGCCGCAUUAGCAGAGGUAAGCUUGGAGGCCAAGAUUCAUUUGAGAGCAUUGACAGUUUCGAGAGCUGUGAUAGGCUGACGCAGUCCUGGAGCAGUCAGUCGUCGUUUAACAGCCUACAGAGAGUUCCCUCCUAUGACAGCUUUGACUCAGAGGACUACCCCACUGCACUGCACGGACACAAACCCAAGGGUACCUUCAAAGACUACGUACGGGAGCGAUCGGACCUCAGCAAAGACAAACCAGUCAUCCCGGCAGCCGCGCUCGCUGGGUACACAGGUAGUGGACCCAUCCAACUCUGGCAGUUUUUAUUGGAGCUUUUAACAGACAAGUCAUGCCAGUCCUUCAUCAGCUGGACUGGAGAUGGAUGGGAGUUCAAGCUUUCCGACCCCGACGAGGUUGCACGUAGAUGGGGCAAAAGGAAAAACAAGCCCAAGAUGAACUACGAGAAGUUGAGUCGUGGUCUGCGCUACUACUACGACAAGAACAUCAUCCACAAGACGUCCGGCAAGCGUUACGUCUACCGCUUUGUGUGUGACUUAAAAAGCCUGCUGGGAUACACUCCCGAAGAGCUCCACACCAUGUUAGACGUAAAGCCUGACACAGACGAGUAAACUCUGGACAGGGGAAAGAGGAGAUUCGGGCUUAAAAACGCCUUCAGAUACCCUGAAAUUAAAACGGGGCAUCAAUUUUCAGCUCCUGUCACGUUCCAUCUUAACACCUAGUUGUGGUCAAGUCUUGUUCUGAGCUCAUUGGAGACGCGGUGACGAAAGGAAGCAUCAAAACAUUUACCAAAGUUUAUAAUGCGUAGACUUUGUGCGUCUGUAUUGUUUAAAGUUCAGGUAAAACUGCCAUUUUGACUCAGUAGCACACAGCAGACUGCGAAAGCAGGGAAAAACAAGGACUCCUGUUAGUACACACGUUGCCAAAAUCAAAGACAAGAGGAAUAUUGCAGAAAUAUUUACUACGACGUUGUUUUUCUGUUUCUCUCUCCUUGCAUACACAACACGAGGGAAGAGUUCUCAGCCGGACCAAAAUAACAAAAAGUUUUAUUUUUAUUUUUUUAUCAUUUCUUAAAUGUGCCAGUAUUAAUUUGUGGAGAUCACUUGUAUUAAGAUGCUGUUUUAUUGUGUCAUUUUUGUACAUUUCCAAAUGCAGAAAAUGAAGGGUUUUUUGAAGUCGAACCGUGCUUACACGUUCCCUCCUUUUUUAAGGUCAUUGUCGACUGCUCUCACCACAAUGUCUGUGCCUGAAAAGGCUGUUUUUGAUCAACCGAUCAUAACAGAUACCAAAGUCUCGCCUUUUUCAGUUGAAGGAGAUGCGUUUCAGUCAAACUGAGAGUUGGUGAGAGGCACGAUUGAAAACGGCCGUUGACUGCUCAGCAGUAACAGUCAAAGCACAUGCUCCACCCCUGCGUCUGUGGUAUUAAAACAGUGCCUGCGUUUAAGACUGGCAUGUCAUAUUAAGACAUCAAACAUUUCUUAUUUUUUGUACACUUAAUUUUUAACUUCAAAAUGUUGCCUUAAUUAGCACAUGGAAAAUUAGCCUGUAUAUGAACUUACUGUGUUAACGCAAGGUAGAUUGAAAGUGUGGGGUAGGUUACAACUUAAAUGGCAUUUACCUUUUUUUCAAUCAAAUAGUUGCUGGCAAUGUUAGACUGGCUCUUAGUUAGUGUUUACUGAAAUGAAAGCCAUAGAGGUGUUUAGGAACUUGACAAAGACGUGAUUGAAUAUCUUGUGUGCCUCUGCCAUGUUUAAAAGUGAAGUUCAUGUAAAGUCAGUGAGUCAGAGUAAGUGGGAAGUUUUGAAAGCAAAGAAAGACCAACUGGGCAGUUUCGUUUUGUUUUGAAAGAAAAUGGCUUUAGAAAGUGACCUUCGGCUGUUUAUUGUAUGAAAUGUAUUUCGAUUUUUUUUGUUGCAAUAGCGUUGAUGAUGUUCGGCUGGCACGGUUAGCUAAUACAAAUGCCGCUAUCAAUAAUAAGAUCUUAAUGCACAAUGGAAAAUGAAAGUUUGUGUUUUUUAUGGUUCGUUAAGAUGCAGUAUUAUAGACGUUUAACUGUUUUAGUCAUCACUGGUUGUACCAUUUAGGUCAAAGUUUACAUUACAGUUUCCAUGUUUACUUUAAACGCGAUUGCGCACAUAUUUGCUAUUAUGUACAUUCAUGUGCAACAUGGAAAUUGUAAUGUAAAUGUUAUUUUUAAAGUAAAAAAUAUUAUAGGCAAUAAAUAUUAUUUUGUGACUGCCACUGUGUGGGAAUGGCCUCACGGAUAAGACCUUGUGAGAAAGCCAAAGUAAAGUACGUUACAAGAAAGCAAAUAUUAUUGUUUACAGUCGUGUAAUGCUACCCAUGUGAUUGGUGUAGUGUUGGAAUUGUCUAUUUUUACAGAUAACAUUUCAUAAAGUUGCUAUUUAAAAAAAUAAAUAAAUAAGCCAGAUACAGCUGUUGUCUAAAUCUAUGAGAUUUUUGCAGAAAAUAAGUAUCUUUAAUUCAGUAUCUGUUAGAAACGGAUUGGUUGUCACACGUCUUACCACCAACGCCUGAUCAAACUGUUUAUUUUGUUAAAGAGUCCUGUCGAAAAUAAAAUGUAUUGGUUAGACAGCAUUGAUUGAUUGUUGUUACCCCUACAGUACUGUUAUGUGCUCUUAAACCACAUAUCACAUCGGGAUUUUUUUUUUUUAAUGCAGUCAUUGUCCCAAAUAUCUAUAAUAACUGCAAAGUGUGUGAAAAUGAGUACUUUUGACAAAUGCAUACAUGCAUAUACAUAAUAAUGUUUUUUAUUUCCCCACAGUUUUGCCUUAUUUUGUAUAUUUUAUAUUUCUGUAUUUUUUGUUACAUGAAAGUUUUAAUGUAUUUAGUUCACAAACAUUUGAUAUUUUUCAAUAAUUUAUAUUUUAUAAACUUUGAAAUAUAAAAUG